Messenger RNA from Erpetoichthys calabaricus (reedfish), 3527 nucleotides. RefSeq names its product cAMP responsive element binding protein 3-like 1 (gene creb3l1). Lineage: Eukaryota; Metazoa; Chordata; Cladistia; Polypteriformes; Polypteridae. Gene Ontology annotation, molecular function: cAMP response element binding; DNA-binding transcription factor activity, RNA polymerase II-specific. The record is from RefSeq and is a predicted model, not a curated record. The transcript is spliced from 12 exons. The coding region runs from base 425 to 1942 and encodes 505 amino acids. Gene Ontology annotation, biological process: regulation of transcription by RNA polymerase II.
AUGAAUGAGGUACCCGAGCUCUUCAAGCAAGUCUGACCAAGAAACUCAGAACUAUCGAGACUCUGCUGGGAUCCGGGAUCCGGGUGUAGUUUCUUUGAGGUGCCUCAGACAGAUCCGAGUGAGAACAGCCAGCUGGGGUCUGAUAACGAGAUCGGCCGGGACGGGAGGCAGGCACGGAUCUACCCUGCACGCUCCAGCGGCGAAUGCAUUCCAACGCAAGGGUUCAAGGGAGAGAAAGACAGACAGGGACAGGGUACGAGCCGGACCCAUCCAAUAGGUCCUUCGACUCAGUGUGCAAGUCUGGGUGACAGAAAGAGAAAGUUUGGAGGAUUCCAGCACGUCUAGCCAACCAGCCAUCCGGCGAGUGUUGCCCUGCAGACUGCCGCUCUGCUGAGUUUCGGAGGCGCAGCCAUUCGCCGCCACAAUGGAGGCGUCUCUGGAAAACUUCACGUCGGAGAAACUUUUCUCAAGUUCGGCUCUUCUGGAUUUGGAAGACUUGAGCGAGGCGGACUUUCUCGGCAAUGUGCAUUUUUCUGAAAAUAUGGAAGACCUCUCCAAUGAAUUAUUUAGCAGCUUCUUCGAGGACCCCCUCUUAGCAGAGAAGAACCCCUUGCUUGACAUGGAGUUAGACCCCACAACACCUCAUAUCCAAGCGGAGCACAGCUACUCUUUAAGUGGAGACUCUGCUCCCCAGAGUCCCAUCAGCUCGAUUAAAAUGGAUGAUUCAGACCAAGAGUCUGACAACAGAAUGUGGACCCUGGGUCAGGACCUCUCUGAAAUCCUGCUGAAACAGGAGUCGGCGCAGCUGAUGGAAUCUGCCCCCAAACCUGUGGCUUCCAAUGCUGCACAGACCCUCAGUCUGGCUGUGCUUCCCAGGCUUAUCCCUUCAGAGGACAUGAUGGGGGAGGAGAUGAAUCCACUGCCACCAGUGAAGGUCGAACCUAGAGAAACUGCGCAAGGCCUGUGCAUUUCACAAGAAGAGCAGGUACAACUGCCUCCCACCCCUCCCAGCAGCCAUAGUAGUGACAGUGAUGGAUCCCAGAGCCCCCGCUCUAUGCCACCUUCCAGCCCCGUGAGGUCACAGGCAAGAACAUCUACAGCCAUCUCUUCAUCUCCACUCCUGACUGCACCACAUAAGCUGCAGGGCACAUCUGGACCACUGAUGCUGACGGAGGAGGAGAAACGAACCCUUAUAGCAGAGGGAUAUCCUGUCCCCAAUAAACUGCCACUUACCAAAGCCGAAGAGAAGGCCUUGAAAAGAGUUCGGCGGAAGAUUAAAAACAAGAUCUCUGCUCAGGAGAGUCGUCGGAAGAAGAAAGAAUAUGUCGAGUGUCUGGAAAAGAAGGUGGAAACAUUCACAUCGGAGAACAACGAGCUGUGGAAGAAGGUGGAAAGCCUGGAAAAUGCCAACAGGACACUCCUCCAGCAGCUGCAGAAGCUCCAGUCUCUAGUUGCUGGAAAGGUACCACGGUCAUGCAGAAUGGCCUCAACACAGACUGGAACAUGCAUCAUGGUGAUGCUCCUUUGUUUUGUGUUGGUUUUGGGAUCCUUCAUGCCUUGCACCGAUUUUCCCCUUUCGCAGGGCUCAACUUCUCCUCCGCUGUCCUCAGCAGACAGCUAUGCUGCAAGUCAGAUCCGUUCCAGAAGCCUUCUGUUCUUUGAGGAAGGAACAUCUCUGGAGGAUAAUUUUGCUACCUUUGUGGCAGCAGAAGGGGCAGACACUUGGGAGACCAAACCCCAAGACUCAAUCCGAGAGUCUGUCCUGUCAGAAAGACAGGAGCUGGCUACCAGGCAUAGGACCCCUGUACACGAGGCAGCUAAAUACUUAAGGAAAACGCACAUCGGUAUGUGGGGCUUCAACAGAUCAGUGCCUCGAGUGAGUGGCCAGGAGCGUGUCUUCCAAAGGGAUCUGACCUUGGACAGCUCUGCUGAAUACUUAUAAGUUUGCCACUGAGCCUGCAUCCACCCAGCUUUGUCUCUUUUUCUUAUUGCCUACCACCUAAGAGCUGUGUGCUGCAGCAGCGUGGCUGAUGUGGCCAUUAACCAUAAGAAGAGGAUGAAUUGAAGCAGAGUGGAUGAAGGCCUCCUUUCCAAAGCUGCGCUUGCUCUCUCUGCUUCUGCAGCAGGUGGCGGAAAUGGACAGGUGCUAAAGCCACACUGAAGCAACAGGUGUCAUCUUAUAUCAGUGGGGUCUCACAAGGUUCCAGCCAGCUGGGACGCCAGGCUGGUCACAUAAAUAUGCACUGGCAGAGGGACACAGAGAACCAAGAGACUGUCUGCUCAACUUCCCAAAAUUAUGGCGUUUCCUUGCUGCUACUUUUUCUUCAUUUUGGUUUUAUCAAAGUAGCCCUAAGGAUUUCAGCAGUCUCUCUGUCUUUUUCUUUCACUGAUAUAACUUGGGGCAGAUGCCCUUUCUAGAAGGUGUCUGGCUCUCAGCCAGAUAGCAUACAGUGAAGAUGUAAUGCCAUAGAAUCCAAGCUACUUCACAGUUACAGAGUCUCUCUGCCUCCUGCUGUCAUGUGUGAAGAGAGAAGCGUAUCAAUGCAUCAGAGACACCAUAGAGAGCUGCCAGGAAUAUCAGGAAUAGGUCCUUCUGGCUACAGAGACACUGAACAUCACCCCCUCAGUUUCAAGAAAUGACAGAAAUAGUAUGCUAAUCUUUCAGAAAUACAGGAGCUGACCCAUUUUGAUCCCUUUGACACAUCUCCCUUGGGCUCCAAGGACACUCUAGACCCUGCCUUUCUACCAUAAGCUCCAGUGUGACUGUAGAUCCCAUGUACACAAAAUAUGAAGCCCUUUGAGCUCCAAGAACUAUAUAAACACACCUUCCCUUUCUCAGAAAUACUAUAGAUACCCACCUUAUGCUGCAGGGAUAGCAGAGACAGCUCUUUGGACUCCACUGAUAUCUGAGACAGUCUGCCCCAUCUAAGAACACCACUAAUCCCAUUGGACCGUAAGCAUACCAAAAAUACCGGACAUGAGAGAAUGAUCCCCCUUCAGGUUCUGAACUAAUGAUGCAACCCUUUUGGACUCCAGGAAUGCUGGAAAGAACCACUUCAGGGUAUGGAUAUAGCAGAGAUUGCCUAUGAAAAAUGAUGGUUGAAGCCCUUUCCCUUGUGUACACCUUAAUUGAAAUACCCUUUCAUUGCUCACUCUAAGCUUUAAGUUUAGUGUUGCGCCAAUGGGUGAUAUUUGCUGCUUGAGGUUGCUUGUGUGGUGUUAAACUGUGACCCUCCUUUACCAAAUCAGAGACAUUCCAUUAGCAUCACUUGGAGUACCCACAGUGGCAGCACCCUUUAUGCACUGUGCCAAGAAUCUGCAAGAAACUGAGUCCCACUGUCUGCCUAAAGAAAAUUUUGUAUAUAGCUGCUGUAUUUUUAUAAUGAACUGUUUCUCUGCAGUCCUUCUUACGAGUCACCACCACUACCACCACUGCUGCCAUUGCCACUGCCACUGCCUGAUUGUUUGCCAUGUAUUUUCCAAGUAGAUGUAGUUCUAAGCAAAAUAGAAAAAAAUUUGCAUUUGCA